Molecule: messenger RNA, 2111 nt
Organism: Austrofundulus limnaeus
Lineage: Eukaryota; Metazoa; Chordata; Actinopteri; Cyprinodontiformes; Rivulidae
Product: zinc finger protein OZF
Exons: 2
Coding region: 223-1461 (412 amino acids)
Biological process (GO): regulation of transcription by RNA polymerase II
Molecular function (GO): DNA-binding transcription factor activity, RNA polymerase II-specific; RNA polymerase II cis-regulatory region sequence-specific DNA binding
Source: RefSeq, a predicted model, not a curated record
CUGGCCAGAGCUCUGGUCCUGGCAUAACGCCAGACCAAUCCUAUCGCCGCGGAGGCGCUUCCAACACAGGGGAAACAGAUUUUCACAGGGAACUGAAUUUCGUACAACACCUGUUCACACUUUUGGAUUGUAGCAGCUCCAUACGAAAGCUUAGCUCWCUGUUUCUUACUAUUGUAUUAUUAUUAUUGUCCUUUAAUAGUUUGUUAAUUUAAGAGUGCAACAAUGAUUCAGCUGCGGUUGUUUGUCCACCAGCGGAUGUAUGCAGCAGCAGAAGACAUCCUCGGACAAGUUGAGAACAUGCUAGCUUUAUCAGAAGCCGAAGAUGCUCGACUCGAACAAAAUCUGCGACACCAGCUUAGUUCACCUACAGAGAAAACAGGGUUUCUGUUGAACACUUCUACCACAAAUCAUGGAGAUGAAGGCGACAUCUCUGUGCUGCAGGAAAACCAAGAUUUACGUUCAACCGAGCUGUCAAACCUCUGUCCGGAUCCAGAAGUUUCACGGCUGUCUCAGUCCCCUGCUGAUCUGGCCUCUGAUACCUGGAGCUUUCCUGCAACAGACUUCAAAAUGGUCGAGAUAAAAGAGGAGGAAGAGGAUCUUGUGGAUGUAAACCAAACACGAGAGACUGGUUUUAUGGAAUCUGAGGAGGAUCAGCAUCAGCCAAUAAACAUAAAUCCAUUUUCCUUCAGCUCAGGAGCAACUUUGGGUGAGAGUAAAGAUGAAGAGGAGCUGAUGAACAACAACACAGGAGGCAACAACACUGAAAACAACAAAGCAGAAAGUCAACCUGUUGAAGAAGAAAAAGAGCGCAACUUUUGCCGUUUGUGUGGUAAAUCCUACUUGAACAGCACCUCGCUGAAAAAUCACAUGAAAACACAUGAAGGUGUUAGAGAUUGUGGGUUUUGCGGGCUGAAACACCAAACGGCAAACAAACUGAUCAAACAUUUGAAGCAGUUUCACAGGAAGUCCCAUUUUUGCGACGUCUGCGGCCGGACUUACACCGCCAAGCGUCGCCUCAACCGGCAUAUGAAAACACACACGGGCAACAGAGACUUUGUGUGCCGGGAGUGCGGGAAAGCCUUUUACCGCAAAGAGCACCUCGUUGUGCACGUGAGGACGCACUCGGGCGAGAAACCCUACCGCUGUGAGAUUUGCGGCAAGGCUUUCAGCCAGAGCCAGAACGUGGCGAUUCACAAGCGAAGUCACACAGGAGAGAAACCCUAUCACUGUCGCCUGUGCGGCAGACUCUGCGUCACAAGCAGCGCCCUCAGCCAACACUUAAGAUACCACACGGGGGAGAAACCCUUCUCCUGUGACGUUUGCGGUAAAAAGUUUUACAAUGGCGCGCACGUGAGGCGGCAUAUGAUCACGCAUACUGGGGAGAAGCCCCACGCCUGCACUGUUUGUGGUAAGACGUUCAGCUUAAGAUGUAACCUCAAAGUGCACAUGAAGAACCAUUAAACGGCUGAAACAAAACUGCUAAAUUAACCAGACCAAACCUAUAUGUAUUUCAAAUUUAUUAAUACCUUUUGAGACGUUGUGAAUAUUUUUUUCCCUGCAUGCCAGGGAAUAUUUGAGAGCUUUUCUGUUUUUCUGAAACCCCAAAGACUCCUCAGCUCAGCUCUAUAUUUUAGGAGAGUUAAUGACCUCUUGUUUCACAAAAGUGUGUAAAACAAAUUCUUAGUUUGCUUUAGAGGACACAAGAUAAUCUUAUAUAUUGUUAAAUAAAACAACGUUUUAGCUAGUCUGAGUGGCUUGCAUUAAACGGAUACUGUUUUCCAAAAGAAACCGAAAUUAAAGCUGAAGUUGCGAUGCAGACUUGUUCUGACUGCCACUUCUAAUUUCCUCAUCACAGGGAUAUUCAGCUUGUAAAAUUAGCUUUGAUGUUUGAUAUGUAAAUAAAACUGUUUGUACCAAAGUUGCAAAGAUAAAAUGACAGACCUCUUCAGAAUGGCUGUGGCCUUACACGACCCAGCAGAAAAAAAGUUGGGUUUAAUUUUUUUCAUGAAAUAGCGCUCAUCUAGGACAGCCAACAGUUUUUUGUUUUUUUUUUCAAGGUUUGUUUAUGUGUUUAAACUUUUGGUUGACCCAGUAAUAAAGAUUAUAACAUA